AUGGUUUUUGCAAUAAGUAGAGCUAGCUAUAUAUUUCUCCGUGCUAGCACGAGUUCUAGGAAUAAUUAUACAAAUUUUAAACUUUCAAGGAUACGUUCAGUGAAUUUCUCUAUUAAAACUGAUAUCUCCGAAGCGGAAGAAGAAACUCCAAAGCUAACUCCGCCGGUAGGAGAUGGAAAAGUGUUCAAAAGUGUGGAAGAGACAAUUUCAGACAUGCCAGAUGGUGCUAAACUCUUAGGGUCCAAAGAUUUAACCGUUGUUUCGAAUAAUGCAGGGGUGGAGGACUUUGGAUUAGGUAUACUGUUAAAGGAACAUAGGAUUAAGAGAAUGAUUGCCUCCUAUGUUGGUGAAAACCCUGAAUUUGAGAAACAGUACCUCAGUGGUAAAUUAGAGGUUGAAUUGACUCCACAAGGUACAUUAGCGGAACGUAUUCGUGCGGGAGGAGCUGGCAUACCGGCCUUCUACACCCCUACUGGUUAUGGAACAAUAAUUCAAGAGGGUAAUGUGAUUGUAAAGUACGACGAAAAUGGAAACGCCGAGAUAUCCGGGGAGCCAAGGAAUGUGGCACAGUUUGAAGGCAGAAAUUUUGUCUUGGAGCCAGCUAUCACCGGAGAUUUUGCUCUCGUGAAGGCGUGGAAAGCAGACAAAGCUGGGAACCUAGUCUUCAGAAAGUCAGCCAGGAAUUUUAACCCAGUUAUGUGUAAAGCAGCUAAAAUAGCGAUUGCUGAAGUGGAAGAGAUUGUGGAAAAUGGUCAACUGGAUCCUGAUCAUAUUCAUUUACCUGGAAUUUUUGUAGACAGGAUUGUCAAAGGUCCUUCCUAUGAAAAACGUGUGGAGAAACGAUACACCAAACAAAACGUGAAGCCCAAGAAAGUAACACCAGCGAGCAAAGCGAGGGACAGGAUCAUCAGACGUGCUGCGCUCGAGUUUAAAAAUGGAAUGUAUGCCAAUUUAGGCAUUGGUAUACCUAUGUUAGCUUGCAACUACAUUCCUAAAAACGUGAAAGUGACGUUGCAAUCUGAGAAUGGCAUUCUGGGCCUUGGUCCAUUCCCAGAAGAGUCUGAGGUCGAUCCAGACUUGGUAAAUGCUGGGAAAGAAACAGUCACAGUCCUUCCAGGAGCCUCUUUCUUCAGUAGUGAUGAUAGCUUUGCUAUGAUUAGAGGAGGUCACGUUAAUCUAACAAUGCUUGGGGGCAUGCAAGUGUCUGAAACUGGAGAUUUGGCCAACUGGAUGAUCCCAGGGACAAUGGUAAAGGGAAUGGGAGGAGCAAUGGAUUUAGUUUCUGCAGCAAGCACCAAAGUGGUGGUGACCAUGGAGCAUAAAGCAAGAGAUGGAGGUCCAAAGAUCUUGAAAAACUGCUCGUUACCAGUCACAGGUCAACAAUGCGUAGACUUGAUAAUCACAGACAUGGCGGUGUUCGAGGUGAUCAAGGGAGAAGGCUUGAAACUGAUUGAAAUCGCGCCUAACGUUGAUAUCAGUGAAGUUGUUAGCUCUACAGGUUGUGAAUUCUCGGUAGCCGAUGAUCUGAAGGAGAUGGGUCAAGUGGACUUACAGGACUGUCAAUAGAAAUAUGUUCCUAGUCUAUUUCUGGCUUCAUUUAAAGACAUGUAAAACGAAAGUGAUACUUAAAAACGUUACAUUCUAAAAAUUGUGAAAUAAAGAAAAGGCCACAUCGUUUAUUCUAAGAAUUGUAAAGCGUACUUGUAAAUCUAACAUAAGUGUCCUAUUUCACGUCAUACGGUAGCUAGGUUUUAACGAAGAUAAUGUAUAAUUUUGUAAUAUACAUGCUAAGAUUAAUAAAAUAAUAAAUUUCGAAG
Molecule: messenger RNA, 1817 nt
Organism: Habropoda laboriosa
Lineage: Eukaryota; Metazoa; Arthropoda; Insecta; Hymenoptera; Apidae
Gene: SCOT
Product: succinyl-CoA:3-ketoacid coenzyme A transferase 1, mitochondrial
Exons: 8
Coding region: 1-1566 (521 amino acids)
Biological process (GO): ketone body catabolic process
Molecular function (GO): CoA-transferase activity
Source: RefSeq, a predicted model, not a curated record